AUGUGUCAUUCAUAAAAGGGGCGGGGCUUAUCUGUAUCUGACCAGUUGUUUCUGUUUACCGCUUACGGCUAGGCUAACAACAUCAUACCUAUCUAGUCUGUUGCGUUCUUAUAACGACCCCAAAUAACAAGAAAGUUUGAAUAAAACAAGUUGCAUAAAAUAUUACAUUUUUCUUAUUUAAAAAAAUUCUGAAAAAGAAUUCCAUUCGACUCGGAAGAAGGCGUGUUCGGUAGAGCUAACGGUUUUGAGCCAAGGCCAGAAAAGGUAGCCACGAGAAAGAAGGACUAAACUAGGAAAAAGGGGUGUUUGUUUAUUUAUUAUUAUUAUUAUUUCUCUGGACUCGUGCCACCAAAAUGAGAGGUUCUUAUGGAGACAGAGAUAGAGACCGAGGUCGUGACAGAGGUAGUCCUCGCUUUGGGUCCAGUCGAGGCGGAGCACCUGGUAAAAAGUUCGGAAACCCGGGUGAUCGUUUGCGCAGGAAGAAAUGGGAUCUGGAUCAGCUGCCCAAAUUCGAGAAGAACUUCUAUAGUGAACAUGCUGAAGUGGAGCGAAUGAGCCAGUUUGACGUGGAGGAAUUUCGUCGGAAGAAGGAAAUAACAGUUCGUGGAUCCGGAUGCCCAAAGCCGCUCACCAGCUUCCAUCAGGCCCAGUUUCCCCAAUAUGUGAUCGACGUGCUGAUGCAGCAGAAUUUCAAAGAGCCCACAGCCAUCCAGGCGCAGGGCUUCCCUCUGGCUCUCAGUGGAAGGGACAUGGUGGGAAUCGCUCAGACUGGCUCUGGGAAGACUUUAGCGUAUCUCCUGCCUGCCAUAGUUCACAUCAAUCAUCAGCCUUACUUGGAUCGAGGAGAUGGACCCAUUUGUCUGGUUUUAGCUCCAACAAGAGAACUGGCUCAGCAGGUCCAGCAGGUGGCAUGCGAUUAUGGGAAAUCAUCCCGGAUCAAAAGCACUUGUGUAUAUGGGGGCGCUCCCAAGGGACCUCAGAUCCGGGAUCUGGAGAGAGGUGUUGAGAUCUGCAUCGCCACUCCAGGUCGUCUGAUUGACUUUCUUGAGUCAGGAAAGACCAACCUGCGGCGCUGCACCUACCUCGUUCUGGAUGAAGCUGACCGCAUGUUGGACAUGGGCUUUGAGCCGCAGAUUCGCAAAAUUGUGGACCAGAUCAGGCCAGACAGACAAACGCUCAUGUGGAGCGCCACCUGGCCUAAAGAGGUGCGGCAGUUGGCAGAAGACUUCCUUAAAGAGUACGUUCAGAUUAACAUUGGAGCUCUGGAGCUGAGUGCCAAUCACAACAUCCUGCAGAUCGUGGACGUUUGUACGGAGAGCGAAAAGGACCAAAAGUUGAUCCAGCUGAUGGAAGAGAUCAUGGCCGAGAAGGAGAACAAGACCAUCAUCUUUGUAGAGACCAAGAAACGCUGUGAUGACCUCACACGCAGGAUGAGGCGUGACGGGUGGCCAGCAAUGUGCAUUCAUGGAGAUAAGAGCCAGCCAGAGAGGGACUGGGUGUUGUCGGAGUUCCGUAGCGGUAAAGCUCCCGUCCUCAUUGCGACUGACGUGGCUUCACGGGGUUUAGAUGUGGAGGAUGUCAAGUUUGUCAUCAAUUACGACUAUCCAAACUCAUCCGAGGACUACAUCCAUCGCAUCGGCCGCACCGCCCGCAGCACUAACAAAGGCACGGCUUACACCUUCUUCACUCCGGGGAAUGUCCGGCAGGCCCGGGAGCUCGUCCGGGUGCUGGAGGAGGCCCGCCAGGCCAUCAACCCCAAACUGCUGCAGCUGGUUGAGACCGGACGGGGAGGAGGCGGGGGAGGCGGCCGCUCCCGUUUCCGUGGCUCCAACUCAAACAAUCCCAAUCUGAUGUAUCAGGACGAGUGUGAUCGGCGGAUGCGCUCCGUGGGUGGAGGCAGCAGCAGCAAGGAGGGAAACGGCUACGGCAGAGAUAACCGUGGAGGAGGAGCCGGCCGUGACGGAGACCGCUCCUCUUCCUCCUCCUACAGAGACCGGAGCGGCAGAGACGGGGGCCGCAUCUCCAACUCCCACGACCAGUACCAGAACAACGACCUGUACGGCGGCACCAGGGCUGGCGCAGCGACAGGCGGGGUUCCAGGGGUGCAGGCCCCGCCUCCUCUAACAGGCCCCCAGCCGUUAAUGGCCCAGCAGUUCAACCCGCCUCAGCCCAUGAUGGGCCUAAUGGGCCAAGCCUCCUUCCAGUUUGUUCCUCCUCCUCCACCGUCGAUCCCAAACAGGAAAUGAUGUCACACUGCAGACGGGACUUGGACCAACGUCAGCAACUUAACCCUUGUGUUAUCUUAGAUGGCCCCACCCUCACAUUGACGUGUUCUCCCUACCAUGACAAAGGUGGAAAGAUUUCAUGUAAUCCAUGGACACCAGUGAAGAUCACAAAUCAUUGAAGAAAAAAGGUUCAGAGCACUGUCUAGUGGGUCUAGAUGACCCUACUCCCAAUGUCAAAGUGCCUAGGAUAGCACAAGGGUUAAAAGCUUUGCAUUGUUCAGGUCGCAGGCGUUUAGACCGGGACAGAACGGAAAAAUGGCCGGAUGAUUUUUAAGUUUGUCAUUUUAGUUUGUGUGUGUGUGUGCGUCAUCGUGUGUAACAGGUAGGUGCUUAAGUUUAUAUACGUUUAAUUUCCUUUUUGUCCUUAAACUUAAAUAUUAAAACUUUUGAGCUUUCAGUUUUAAGCCAAAUUAUGAGAACUUUAGCUUUGUUUUUCCCCACAUUUCCCUUUUUUCAGCAACACAUUGGAGUUUAACAGCAAGUCUUUGCUUCAGUGGUCGAGAUGUUCUUGGUUCACUGCGGUUUAAUAAACGUAUUCGGUGCA
This is a messenger RNA of Oryzias latipes (Japanese medaka), 2829 nucleotides long. Its product is annotated as putative ATP-dependent RNA helicase DDX17. Gene Ontology annotation, molecular function: nucleic acid binding; ATP binding; RNA helicase activity. NCBI's taxonomy places the organism in Eukaryota, Metazoa, Chordata, Actinopteri, Beloniformes, Adrianichthyidae. The record is from RefSeq and is a predicted model, not a curated record.